AUGGAGCAAAUACCACGUUUAUCGGAGGAUGUUCUCUAUAUUAUUUCUGAAAAAUUACUUUUUGAAAAAUUUCGUCAGCGAGUUGAUUUGCGCACUACAAAUUGUUAUACUCUUUUUAUGUAUCACAGUGCAAGAAAUAUGAGGGCUUUGCUUUCUCAUUUUUCUAAAAUGAAGCGACUUCAUUUUUUAACUUGGGACAAUGAUUGUUUUAUUGGUUUUUACAAAGAGGAAAUUCCAAAUUUUAUCUUCCCAUACCUUGUUACCAAAAACAUGUUAUCUGGUCUUCUUGAAGCUGGUUUAUUGCACAUUUCAUCUAUUCAAAUAAAUAAUAUUCUUGGGAAAUUAUCAAAAAUUGAUUUUUCUGUAACAAAUAAAAAUAUCUGGAAAAAUUUACUUAGUCUUGCAGAAAGUUUAUCCGAUUCCUCAAUAUCUUCGAGUUUGAGUAUCUCUAAAAUUAUUAUUAAUGAGAAAGCAGAAACUAUCAAAAAACACUUAAUUACAUUACUUUCAAUGAAUAUUGAGACUAUGGAGAUUAUUUGCUCUGAUAUUAAAAAUACUAUGUUUGAUUGCGACCCGAAAGCUUUUGAACUUGUUUUACUCGAAAGGUACUAUUUUUAUACCAUCAAUUUCUAUGAAGUGCACAAAGAAAAUCAAAACUAAAUGUUCUAUUGAAUUUAACUCUACAACCAAUUUACUCAACAAUUUAAUGAAUUAUAUUCAGUUUUUACUUCUU
Messenger RNA from Meloidogyne enterolobii, 733 nucleotides. The record is from the annotation of a GenBank genome assembly. NCBI's taxonomy places the organism in Eukaryota, Metazoa, Nematoda, Chromadorea, Rhabditida, Meloidogynidae.